This is a messenger RNA of Cyprinus carpio (common carp), 5209 nucleotides long. RefSeq names its product coiled-coil domain containing 142 (gene ccdc142). The record is from RefSeq and is a predicted model, not a curated record. The transcript is spliced from 10 exons. NCBI's taxonomy places the organism in Eukaryota, Metazoa, Chordata, Actinopteri, Cypriniformes, Cyprinidae. Bases 2276 to 5071 code for a protein of 931 amino acids.
CUGCAAAACAAUAAGAAAUGCUGCAAAUAUGACCUCAAAUUUUGAGAAAAGCUGCAGCAAAAUCAGUCAUUCUAGGCCGCAAAAAUCAGAAAAACGUUCCACGAAAUCCUGGAGGGACUGGGCUAACUCAUGUAAUAAUUCUGCUAAUCAGCUGUGGGCCUGCUAUUGUCUAGAAAUGUGUUGAUUAAUGUAGAAUGUCUGUUGUAAUUGGAGUCAUGAUAAAGGAUGGAGCGAUACCUUGGAUUACAAACUGCAGUGCUUUAUCAGUACUCUUUGUCUGUGUUCGGCUAACAUACAGUAUAUACCAUUACUGAUUGGGUCUUUAAUACCAAGCUGUGGGACUGGGUCGCUAACAUAAAUGUAAAACAACUUUUCGCCUUCUUAUUCUUUCUUUUUAGAACAGAGUGGAGCAGUAUUAUUAUAAUAAUAUUAUGUAUUAUUGAUAAGCCAUAUUCCAGUACUGGUGAUGGGCAUUCCUUUUCCAACAUGCGAUGUACACAGUAGACCAGUCCCAACAGACUGGGUCAUUGGACCAAUCAGAGCAGAGUAACAUUAUGCAAAGGAGGGGUUUGGAAAGAUGAACCUUCGAAUGAAUCAUUUGAGUGUCGUUGAGAAAUAAUGUACAAUUAAAUGCAUAUUAUAAGAAAAUUAAAGUGUUUCUUGACCUUGCAUGCAUGUAAACCUGUUGUUGGGGACUCCCAAAGCCAAAUUAUAAACAUUUCAAAUAGCAUAAUAGGGGCACUUUAAGCAACAGAGGCACAUAGCAUUUCAAGCAUGUUUGAUAUUUUGGGCCAGUUUUAGAGCACAUAUUGUUUUCAUUUGUCUUGCAUCUCCUAGUAAUGAGACACAUACUUUCUGUGUGAGUUUGUUGUUUAAGGUGUCAUAGAAUGAAUAAAAAAUAGAAUAAAAGAUUGAAUAAAAAAUCAUAAACACAAGCAGUUCCAGACUAUGAUGUCAUACUUGUUGAAAGUCCCGCCCGUUUGUGAUGCUCUCUGCCCUAUACACAGACCUGAGUGAGAAGCAGCAGUCCACCAUUUAUGUUUUCUUGCUGUAGCUGCUGGAGGUACAAUGUCAGCGCCAAAAAGCCAGUAAAAGUGUUGUGUGUUGGGAUGCACCAACAAACAUAGGAGUCUCCAUAGACCGCUGAGGACACGGUGGUUACAUUUUAUUUUCAAAGGAUAUAUCCCGGAAAAAACCCCCAUAAAAGUCCUAUAUGUUUGCGCUAACAUUUUACGCCGGACUGCCUCACAAACGAGGGUCAGUUCAGCGCUGUAGUUGUGCAGAGAUUGCUUCUAAUAACUUGGUGUACACAUCUCCGAGGACCUGACCUGGACUAAUCACAUUUAAGCUCAAGUUAAAAAAAGCCAGACAAUGACUGUACCAUCUGAGAUUUCUGAGAAAAUUCGAGGUUUCCCCUGGAAUCCUGAAAACUUUCUAUAUCGGGGCUAUAGAAAGUAUAUUGACAUUUCAUUGUGGUAUGGAAACAGCUCAGCCCAGGAUCGUAAAGCCCUGCAAAGAGUAGUGCGCUUAGCUGAGCGCAUCUCCAGAACUGAUCUCCCCUCUCUGCAAGACAUACACACCAGGAGAUGUAAAUCUAGGGCUGUUAAGAUCCUUAAAGACUCCACCCACCCUGGAAAUCCACUGUUUAAUCUGCAGAUGCUUCCAGAGUCUGAUGGCAAAAAUGGAGAGGCUCAGAAUGAGUUUCUUCCCACACGCUAUCAGACUACUAAACAUGGACAUUAAACACACUGCACUUUAGGGACUCUGGUAGUGUAGGGUUACCCAAUAACUCUCUGCAAACUGCACUUUUUUGAGAUAAGCUAGCUAUGCAACUCAUCCUCACUGCACAUUGUUUAAAUCUCUGCACAUCAUCUGUGUAGCGGUUUCUAUGUACUGUAGCAUCUCUACACAUCAUCUGUGUAGUAGUUUAAUAUAUUGUGUAUAUUUCAUUAUUUUUUCUUCUUAUUUUUUAUUUUUUUGUAUAUGUCAUUUUGUAUUAAAUUUUCUCUUAUUUUUUUGCACAGUCUAAAAAGAGUAUGCCAGACCUACAUUUCACUGCUUGUUGUAUGCCAUAUAACUUGUAUGUGACACAUAACAUCUUGAAUCUCGAAUCUUGAAUCUCGAAUCUUCUGAAAGAGGGAUUGAUACCAAUGCUUGGUGCGCAAACGUCCAGACUCCAGACAAAGCUUCCUGGUACCAGGGUCCAUUCACCAAAUCCCUCCAGAGGGCAGAGGCUCUUUUUUGUAACCAUUUUAACCCCAGUCUGAAGUGGCUCAUGGGGCAGAAAGACAAAGAUGGCAGCUGGGACUCUGAGAAUGAGAGCAUCACUUCCUGUACCUCCAGAAAUAUCCAACACCUUGGACAAACUUUACAGAGCUUCAGCUCUCAAUGCCACAUGUUCUGUGAUCCUGCAUCAGGAGGCAGGCAGUUUGGCUGUAUCAUGGGUCUUUCUUCCUCUGAGGAAGAUGAUUUUUAUCACCACCCUCAGGCUGCAGCCUUCAGCCAGCAUUACUGUCAGCUACAACACCUGAUGGACCACAGAGCUCAGCUGCUCUUUCUCCAUGAGUACAGCCGUCGCACACAUGUGGCCACCUGCUUUGUGAGGCAACUUGACUCAGUUUUGGAGAAGACAUAUCUCCUAUUAACAGAGACGGGGCAAGUAGUUGAGCAGCCCGACUUCACAUGGAACCUCAGCCUUAGAGCUUUGUGCCAAGAAAUGCAGGUUCACGUCAACCAUUGGGACCUGCUCUGGGCCAAAGCUCGAUCUGACUUCCAUCUCCGCCGUGUUCUUUUCAGGCGUGUGAAAACCCUUGCUUCCAUGCAGCAAAAUUUACACUCGCUGGGCUUCCAGGCCUUUUGGUUGAUGGAGCGGUGCAUCCACACUGCACUUGCUGCUUUGACUUCUGCUCAGCUAGACCGUGUGCCCAGAGAUGCCUUAGUGGACCUGCUGUGUGCAGUUGAGCUGUACAACCAGAUUGUAGAAGACAAGUGGAUCCAGGGUACAACAUUUGCCUGGGGCUCACAGCUCAUGUUAAGCUCAUACUGGCCCCAGCUGGGAUCUGUUUUGCUUCAAAACAGAACUGGUCCUAAAACAUUCCCAGUUGAGGAGUUGAUGAUGAUUCUGGCCCAGAGUCAAGCUCAGAAAUCAGCCGAACAACUUUACAUGUGGUCUUCCCAGCAGAGUAACCUCCUCUAUAUGGCUAAAAUCCCCAAUAAACUUAAGAGUCACUUUCCACACCCUAAUCUCAAUAGUCAGCUUUCAUCAUCACCCACAAUAAAAAUACAUACAGUACAACUUGAACCUCAAGCUUUUAAUGAGGUGUCCCAAAAGUCCCUUCACAGCCUCUGGUCCUUAAAUCUUCCAUUUUCUUUGUUUAUCUCUCGAGACAGAGAGUGUCUCGAUACCUUCUUUCAAGCCCUAGUAACCUCAACAAAUCUCUUGGCUCCACUUAUUCCAAGAAAACCUCUGUUAAACAGGACAGCUGAUUUGUUGGACUCUGUGGUGUUUUCUCGUGGGCCAAGUGAAGGAGAAGAAAGACUGCUAAACAGACCCAGAAGGACAUCCAGGACCUAUAACGUGGCUGCGAUCGAUCUCAGGAAGUCUGACGCGUACAUGAAGCUUUUCUCUGAUUAUAAGAAGCUGUUGUGGGGGGAAUUUGGUAAAGCAGUUGUAAGUCACUUUUAUUUUCAGCCAUUCAACAGCGCUCUGGGAAGUAUCAACCAGUGGAACGAUGAAAUGUUGCUUCAUCUGGUCUCAUGGCUCAAACAUUCAUAUAUUGAAGACCUCAUUCCACAAGAAUGUAAAGGAAAUUUGAGCAAAUUCUGCUCUCAUAUUUUAUCUGUUGCUGCCUUCACACAGUGGGAUGAAUUGAUGUGUUUGUCGCUGGGCUCAGGGCUAAAAGAGAAGUGUGUCCCUGGAUUUAAACAGGAAAGAUUUGCAGUGAGGACCGCCACAAUGGAUCUCAUCCUCCAGCUCUUCCCACCUCUGCAUAUUGUUCUUCAGCUACUGCAAUGCCCAGACAUAGAGUCAGUUGACAGUGGAUCAAAGAGCCUUAAGAAAAAUCUUCUGGGAUUGCUGUGUAGGUCUGUUGCAACUGUCCAGACAUCUACUGUCUGGGUUAUGAGUAAAGCCUACCAGUUUCUGGCCUCUUGGACCCUUACUAAGUUCCUGCUGGUCACACAAGGAGAUCUUAAGGAUCUCAAGGACUCAGUGGAGGGCCUUGUCCACCUCACUCAAGCCGCCUGCAGAGAUUCAGUUGACCCUCUGAUAAUUCAGCAGACAGCCUCACUCUCUAAGGCACUUACAGAUCUACAAGCUUUCUCUAAUCUUGUCCUGAGGACCUUUUCUAUAGACUGCAAGAAAAUGUCUGUGGAGAUCUUUGAGCAAACCAUGCCAUCAGCAAAGCAUUGGAGGAUUAAUCACAAAACCGAGCUGCCCAACAGUCCUAGUGAUUAUGCAGCCUCUGCGGCUCAGAGUGUGAUUGGUCAGGUGCUGGAGGGUGUUCAGCCUCUGCCUGAUGAUGCUCGUAUUCCUGCUCUCACUGAGGCUAUGACGGCUUUCAUGGAGGCCUGGAUGGAGCACAUCCUUAAACAGAAGAUCAAGUUUAGUGUUCAGGGAGCUCUGCAGCUGAAGCAUGACUUCGACUUGAUUCGAGAUCUCAUUCGUUCAGAGGAAUACAGCCUCUCAGAGGAGCUGCACCAGAAGCUGCUGUCACUACGUGUUUUUCAUCAGGUGGAUAAUGCAAUUGUGUGCCUGCUUCAGCAGCCUAUGGCCAAACCGUACCUGCCCUCUCGCAGCUGGGAGUCCUUCAGACACUGCUGUCCAAGCAGUGCACAGGUCAUGGAUCAGGCAGCAGGGAGUCUUAAUAAUCUGGAAAGUGUGGACAUACAAGCAGCAUGCCAGCAGGCCCUGACACAAGCUGAGAGCUCAGUGAUCCCUGAGCUGCAGUCUUCCACCCCACCUGAGUCCUACUUGGCCAUGGCUCAACAGGAAUGGCUGGACCUGCGGAUACACAGCUGCUCACGCUGGAAACUCCCAGUGCUGCAUUGUUUCACUAAAUCUGAACCUUAGUCAAGUGACCAGGGCCUGUAUUCACAAAACAUUUUGCAUGAGUGUAGCAUUUGUAUUUUCUGUGAAAAAUGGUUUAUCUUCAGAUAAACAAUGUAAUUGUUGAUGCCCUUUCUAAAUAAACUGUGAAUAGUAAAAUUA